AUAUUUUAUGAAUUUCGUCUUCAUCGACUAUCGAUGAACGAUCAACCAGCAUCCAGCCUUGAACAGCUGUCAGUUUUACGAAGCCGACAAGUAAACAUUUACAAUACGAAUUUAACGAGGGCAGCAAAAAUAGAAAAUAUUCAUUGAAAAUUGUAAUUAAGCUUGUUACCGAAUGGCUAGAAAACCGGCCCAUAUCAAAUUGCUACGCAUAACAAACCUGUACGAUGUGACCGCCAAACAGUUGUGUCUCUAUGUGCAAGGAUUGCAUCGACACAUACGCCUGCAAAGCACCCGAAUACAAAGGCUGAAAAAGAAAAUUCACGCACUGCGAUUGCAAAGAAAGUUCCUCAGCAUAAGAAAUGCAACGGGUAAAGAACAACUACCAGAGGUUGAAGUGGAAGAAUGUGCACCGGAACAGGCUGAUCUGGUGGAACCGCUAGACAUAAAAGCAUUUGUGGAUGAUAUUAAGAAAACGGCCCAAGAUGUGGACAUUCAGAACAGAUACAUUUACGAACCUACCUCCGGGUUGUAUUACGAUCCUGCCACUGGAUAUUAUUAUAAUUCUAUUUACGGUCUACACUAUGAUGGCCAUCGUGGAUGCUAUUUGAAGUACAAUGAAGAAACCAAGGAGUAUGAUUUCUAUUCACAAGUCAUUCCCGAAACAAUGUUAGAACCCGAAUCCAAUGCCAAACAAAAGAAAUCGAAACGCACCGAUGUUUCCCGGGAAAAAGAGGCUACGAAAAAGACACCGGACAGUGAUGACAGCGAGUGUAGUAGACGGCAUAGCCGGAAGCGUAACCGGAAGCACAAGAAACGUUACCGCCGCAAGCAUCGGCAUCGGUCGCGUUCCGAGUCGGAAUCGAGCGAUAGUAGCGAUUCGGUGCCGAAACGUUCGAAAAAGAAACACAAAUCAAAGCGCAAACAUCGCAAAUCGUCACCAGAUGUGGGUGUGAAGGAGGAGGGAGAAUUGGAGAGCAGCGAAAGCGGCGAUUCCAAGUCGGUGGAAUCGGUUAUAGUGGUGAAAUCGAGCGAGGAACAUAGUGCCGAUUCGACGGAACAGUUUAAAACGGGCUACAAAGAUGUUGCGAAACGCUAUCCACCGUCCCUGCGGAUCAUAGUACAGGAAACGAACAUUAAAGAGCUUAAGAUUGGUUCACUGUUUAUUGUAACCUGCAAAGGUGGUACACUAGGCCGCGAGGGGAACCACGAUGUAAUCAUUCCCGACAUAAACGUAUCCAAAAAGCAUCUUCAGUUCAUGUACAAUGCACGCAAAACUACGUACCAGUUCGUGGAUUUAGGCUCACGCAAUGGCACGCUUUACAACGGUGUUAGGGUGAAGCUAAACGAACAGCAGUCCGCAAGCGAUCCUCAAAAUUUGGCUCACGGUAGCGUUCUUCAGCUGAACCAAACCAAAUUACUCUGUCACGUGCACGAGGGUAAUUCAACGUGUGGCAAGUGUGAACCGGGGCUGCUGGUAAACGCGGAACCCGUCGUAACGCCGGUAAUCGUUUCGAAAAUUACGAAACCCGUCUCCCAUAAGGAAGGCUUAAAGCUGCUGCAGAAGCGCUUUGGGUUGGAGAAUGAAAAGUACAUCGGUUCCGGUGAGGGUGGAAACAAUGCGGAUUACAAGGAUCGCGCUGCCGUUCGGCGGAAGGUUAAAGGAAGCUCGAACGAACACGAGAAAACGCAGGUCGCAUCCUUAGAUCAAUCGAUCGCCAGCAACAACAAAGGCUUCCAGAUGCUGUCCAAGCUCGGAUGGAACGAAGGCAAACCGCUCGGUAAGAACGAUACCGGGCUAACCGAACCGAUUGCGCUUACCUCGAACGUCGGUACAUCGGGCCUUGGCAGCCAGAAUCAGCUGGCUAUCGGUGGUCCGCACAAUGCGCAACCGGUCGAUCCGCGUCGGCACAGCAUUUGGCGCAAAACACAGGAACGCUUCGAACGGUCCACCGUGUUCGAAGCGGAAAGCAGCGAAGAAACGGAGUAAAACCAUGGACGAAGCAGAAAAAUAAAGCACUGUAAAUAGAACGCUUACAA
Molecule: messenger RNA, 2037 nt
Organism: Anopheles funestus (African malaria mosquito)
Lineage: Eukaryota; Metazoa; Arthropoda; Insecta; Diptera; Culicidae
Product: angiogenic factor with G patch and FHA domains 1
Exons: 6
Coding region: 173-1987 (604 amino acids)
Molecular function (GO): nucleic acid binding; protein binding
Source: RefSeq, a predicted model, not a curated record